CGCAGCAGUUGGCCGGCAGCCAGGCUCGGGUCGCCAUUGUGAUUCUCCGAACGCGAGCAGUUGUAUGAGAGUGUCCGUGUGACGGUCUGAGCUCCCGGCUGAUCUCGGUUCCCGUGUCACCCCGUUGUGUCCCGGCUGUUCCCCAGGCGGCAUGGCGUGCGGGGCUACCCUGAAGCGCUCGGUGGAGUUCGAGGCCCUGAUGAGCCCUCAGUCUCCCAAGCGACGGCGCUGCGUCCCCCUGCAGGUAUCCCCGGCUCCCUCCAGCUCACAGAGGUGCGGCCACAGGACCGACACCCAGCAGGCUCAGCCAGCCCCACAGCUGGCCGCAGACCGAAGGCUCACCCCGGAGCAAAUCUUUCAGAAUUUAAAGCAAGAAUAUACACGCUAUCAGAGGCAAAGACAUUUAGAUGAAACUUUUAGUCAAAUUGAAUCUGGAUCAUCACUUGAUGGACAGGCCAGUUUUUCACCGCUCGCAACACCAGCUUCUCCAGGUUCACUGGGAAAGAAGGACCAACCAACAUUUAGCCUGCGACAAGUGGGAAUGCUGUGUGAACGGCUUCUUAAGAACCAUGAGGAAAAUGUAAGGGAAGAGUACGAACAGAUUCUCAACACAAAACUAGAAGAACAAUAUGAAUCCUUUGUGAAAUUCACACACAACCAGAUUAUGCACCGAUAUGGAACAAGGCCUGCCAGCUAUGUUUCUUGAAGUUAUCCUUUUGCUGUAUGGAUUGUGAGCUUUGAUGUCAAGUUUGACUGCUCAACAUUGCAACCUUUUCGUUAUCCUCAGACUUUUAUUAUCCAUUUUGGCUGCCUUGUGUCUUUUUUGGAAAUGCAAAAAAAAAUAAAAAUCAGUCUCUUCAAACUCCACAGCCCUUCCUAUUUUGUUUGCUCAAUUUAAGAGAUGAUCUGCCAAGGACUUAUUUUGUUGUAGAAAUGUUUCAAUUAGCUUCAUCUGGUCACUCCCUACCUUUUACUGCCAAUACAAUUGACAGUCUCUCUAUUUUUUUCUUUCCAUAUAUUUUAUUGUGAAGUUUGCAAAUACGUAUGGACUGCUUUUGAUGCACAGCAGUCAUGUUUAAGAACAUUUGGGGUUCUAAAAACAAUAUAAAUUAAAAGGCAAUGCAGGCCUUAUCUAAUGUACUCUGUGAAUAGUGGUUUUGUAAUCUGAUUGCUAUAUGCAUAAAUACACAAUAUAUUCUCAUGUAUAUAUUUGCUCUCCCUCCCCCAUUUUUAUUUGUACACUAUUGACUGUUAAGACAUUUGUGCUUGGAAACCUACUGGGACACAGAAUUGUGUUUUUAAUGUUGUUGCAUUUGUUUUAUAUGCAUAUAAUAAUCAUAAAAUUCAUAUUGACUGUUUAAA
Molecule: messenger RNA, 1362 nt
Organism: Pelobates fuscus (common spadefoot toad)
Lineage: Eukaryota; Metazoa; Chordata; Amphibia; Anura; Pelobatidae
Product: akirin-1-like
Exons: 5
Coding region: 152-706 (184 amino acids)
Biological process (GO): positive regulation of myoblast differentiation; positive regulation of transcription by RNA polymerase II; myoblast migration involved in skeletal muscle regeneration
Cellular component (GO): nucleus; chromatin
Molecular function (GO): transcription coregulator activity
Source: RefSeq, a predicted model, not a curated record